AUGUCCGAUUCUGAAGACCCCAUCGAUAUCCCCGACGACGGAGGCGACGAUCUCUUCGGAGAUGAUGACGAUGACGCGAUUUCUCAGAAAGAAAACGUCCUGAGCGACCGUGAACUUGCGUCGGAUAGGGAAGACGGUGAAGCGGACGCGCGCGGUCGCGAAGACGACGAGGGGCCCCAAGAAUUCCGCGAGCAGUUAGUCGCCGAGGUCCCGCUGUAUCGGCAUCGCAUUCCGCGCUCCAAGGAUGGCGGCCUUCACUCUCUCCGCGUCCCGGACUUCAUCAAAUUCAACCCAAUGGAAUACAAGGCCGAUGAAUGGCAGCCAAGCAGAUGGGAGCUCGACAAUGCAAACUCCGAAAGCCCUAUGCCCUCCGUCAUGUUCCGCCGCGACCCAGAGACGGGCCGCAUGCAGAGCAACGCAAACAUCUACCGCUGGAGCGACGGCUCCGUCACGCUCGCCAUCGGAAACGAGCACUUCGAGAUCCAAUCCAAGCCUCUGGCACCCCCGCCCAACAAGCCCUACAACGAAGUGCAGGACGCGCACUACUACGCGGCGGCCGCCCACCUCACGACCAACUCGCUGCUGAUCGUGGGCCAUGUCACAGAGCAGUACACGGUCCGGCCGAAUGAGGAGCUGCAGGAUCAUGCUCUGGAGCGGCUCAAGGCCGAGCUCGCGGGCGCCAAGAAGGACCGCACCUCCGACAUGAUCAUUGCCACGAACCAAGACCCAGAGCUACUGAAGAAGCAGGCCGAGCAGGCCGAGAAGGAGCGCGCGAAAGCGCAGCGCCGAAAAGAGACGGCAGCUGCUCGCGCGGACGGCAGUUCGCGGUACAAAGGCGGCUUGCUCUCCGUUGGCGAUCUUGAAGGGCGGCGGGGCGCAGGGGGUGCUGGGAGAAAACGUGGUGCUACCGGCGGACCCAAGAAGCACCGGGCUCCGGACUAUGACACCGAUGAUGAGCCUACGGGGAAUCGCCGCGCGAACGAUUAUGAUAUGGGAGACGGCUUCCUGGUAGACAGCGACGAGAGCGAGGAGGUGGAGGAUGAUGACGAAGAGGAAGAGGAUCUCCUGGAUGACGAGGAUGAGGAGGAGGAGGAUGAGGCGCCAAAGCGGAAGCGGCAGAGGACCGCUGAGCCGGACGAGGACGCCGAGGGUGACGAGGAAGCCCCGGUCCAUACGGAAUCCAAGGGUCGGAGACGGCGGGUCAUCGCAGACGAUGAAGAUGACGAGUAG
This is a messenger RNA of Chaetomium strumarium, 1230 nucleotides long. Its product is annotated as Leo1-like protein-domain-containing protein. Gene Ontology annotation, molecular function: RNA polymerase II C-terminal domain phosphoserine binding. Bases 1 to 1230 code for a protein of 409 amino acids. Lineage: Eukaryota; Fungi; Ascomycota; Sordariomycetes; Sordariales; Chaetomiaceae. Gene Ontology annotation, biological process: transcription elongation by RNA polymerase II; positive regulation of transcription elongation by RNA polymerase II. Gene Ontology annotation, cellular component: Cdc73/Paf1 complex; nucleus. The record is from RefSeq and is a predicted model, not a curated record. The transcript has 2 exons.